UGUGACCACGUUUCGGCUUCGCCUCUGAGCUGCCAUGGACUUCGCUAAGAAAAUAUUGGGCAAAUAUGGCUGGAAAGAAGGAGAUGGGCUGGGUAGGAAUAACGACGGCAUAACAGUGCCUUUGAAAGCCAAUCUAAAAUUCGACAAUGCCGGUUUGGGCGUUGACCAUUCAAAAGAAUUCAACGACCACUGGUGGGUACGUUGUUUUAAAGAAGCAGCUGAAAAUGUUGAUGUGCGGGUGCAAAAAGAUGGCCAGGUGAGCACAGCACGUAAACAAGGCGAAGAAGCUGUCGAGAUUUCAACACAAAGUUACUCCAUUAAAAAAAUGAAAAAAGCCACAGAACAGAGAGCAAGAGCAGGCGAAGGCGGUACAUAUUACCAAAAUUUCUUGCAAUCGGCGACACUGACUAAAAGCAACUGUGAGGUGAAAAGCAAGGAUUACGUCAAGAUGGAGGACAUAGCAGUAGCUUCUGUGAACGUGCUCAGUGAUGAGGAACUCUUUCGUGCCUGUGGCGGUCGCACAGCACAUAAAGGUGCUCGACAUGGAAUAAAACAAAGAGGAAAAUUAGCUAGACUGGAGCAACAGGAGCAGGAAAUGUUGGAAAAACUUCAGAAAAGUAAAGGCAUGGUCGAAAGUGUCGACAUUAAUAAAACUAAAAAGAAAACCAGACAAUUGGACGAAAGUAAAGAAACGGUGGCAAUGAAGCAACAGGAACGGGAAAAGUUGGAGGAACUUCAGAAAAGUGAAGACAUAGUCGAAAGUGUCGUCGUUUACAAAACUAAAAAGAAUAGAAAUAAAAGCAGGCGGUUGGGUGAGAAUGAAGCAGAGGAGGUCGACUCGGCAGUGAGGUCGACAAAAAAGAAAAAAAAGAAAGUCUAGCGAGUAGUAGACCUGCGUUAAUUUUAAUGUACAUAUUUAUAGUUAAAGAAUAAAUUUACACAUGGAUUGUAAACUUCAUUUAAAA
This is a messenger RNA of Scaptodrosophila lebanonensis, 965 nucleotides long. Its product is annotated as G patch domain-containing protein 4. Bases 35 to 880 code for a protein of 281 amino acids. Gene Ontology annotation, molecular function: nucleic acid binding. The transcript has a single exon. Gene Ontology annotation, biological process: regulation of ribosome biogenesis. Gene Ontology annotation, cellular component: nucleolus. The record is from RefSeq and is a predicted model, not a curated record. Lineage: Eukaryota; Metazoa; Arthropoda; Insecta; Diptera; Drosophilidae.